Theobroma cacao (cacao) is the source of this 1261-nucleotide messenger RNA. Its product is annotated as auxin-responsive protein IAA14-like. Gene Ontology annotation, cellular component: nucleus. NCBI's taxonomy places the organism in Eukaryota, Viridiplantae, Streptophyta, Magnoliopsida, Malvales, Malvaceae. Gene Ontology annotation, biological process: regulation of DNA-templated transcription. The record is from RefSeq and is a predicted model, not a curated record.
UGUUAGCAAACAUAAUAGCGAAAGAAACCAGACAGAAGAAGCAGAGGCAAAAGCUAUAUAUCAAGAAAACACAAGAGAGAGAGAGAGAGAUAGGAGCAAAAGAAAGGAAUAAGAAAAGGUCAAGAGAUUAUUUUUUCCAUGGAAGUUAGUCGCAAAAUGGCCAACAUGCUUGGUGCUGAGCGUGAUUUGAACUUCAAAGAGACUGAGCUGUGUCUUGGAUUGCCUGGUGGAGGUGGAGGUGGAGGAGGUGGUGGCGGAAAUGAAGUGGAAACUCCAAAGACUACUGGGAAAAGAGGCUUCUCUGAGACUGUUGAUUUGAAGCUGAAUCUUCAGUCUAAGGAAACUGGCAUGGAUCUGAACAAGAACAUAGAGAAUGGUUCAAAAGAAAAAACUCUCCUCCCUGCUUGCACCAAAGAUCCUGCAAAACCACCAGCCAAGGCACAAGUUGUGGGUUGGCCGCCAGUUCGAUCUUACAGGAAGAACAUUAUGGCUAACCAGAAAAACAGCUGUGAGGAAAGUGAUAAGAAAGCUAGCAGUGGUGGUGCAGCGUUUGUGAAGGUUUGCAUGGAUGGUGCCCCAUAUCUGCGAAAGGUAGAUUUGAAGAUGUACAAGAGCUACCAAGAGUUAUCUGAUGCCUUGGCUAAGAUGUUCAGUUCCUUCACUAUGGGUAACUAUGGAGCUCAAGGAAUGAUAGACUUCAUGAAUGAGAGCAAGUUGAUGGAUCUUCUCAACAGUUCCGAUUAUGUGCCAACCUAUGAAGAUAAGGAUGGUGACUGGAUGCUCGUGGGGGAUGUCCCAUGGGAGAUGUUUGUUGACUCAUGCAAGCGCUUGCGCAUAAUGAAAGGAUCAGAAGCAAUUGGGCUUGCUCCAAGAGCAAUGGAGAAAUGCAAGAGCAGAGCCUAAACCAUACACCUAGCGUUUGGCCAGCUGCUGGUUCUUUCCAAGUUCUGUAUCCCUAAAGCCUGGAUUGCUGCAACAAGAUCCUGGAAUAGAGCAAGGCUAGCUGGCUGCACCUUUGGAUGUGUCUGUAUUUUUAUUUGAUAUUUGGUAUAUAGAUAUGCAAAAAAGAUCUGGGACAUUUGUAAUGGACAAGAAGCAAUAAACUUAACCCUAUUGUCUGGCUUGUUUAUUGCUAAUGGGGCUUGUUUAAUAAUCACCUGUUUUUGCUAUUGUCUGGUCGUCCUUGCUGUCAUAGUUGUUGUGUAUGUGUUUUAUUCCUUUCCCCCCAGUUUUAAUGCUAAUACCUUUUUCUUUCCCUCUA